Python bivittatus (Burmese python) is the source of this 8764-nucleotide messenger RNA. The record is from RefSeq and is a predicted model, not a curated record. NCBI's taxonomy places the organism in Eukaryota, Metazoa, Chordata, Lepidosauria, Squamata, Pythonidae.
CAAAGUGGCCAAGGUGGAAAAACACUGGCCUAGACCCAACCAGCAUAGCUUGAGGGUCCCCCCCAAUACUGGGUUGUAAUUGUUGGUGAGGAAAUGGCCGGUCCUUGUUCGUGUGGCUAGGGCAAGCGCUUAAAUCUCAGAGAAGCCACCCAUUAGGCCUGAGCCCACUUUGCAGCUUGGUGCGCAUCACCUGAAGGAAUCUUGGGUGCCAUCUGGUUCACACGCUGCAUGAAAUGUAAUUUGGCCUGUUCGUGUUUUCUUUUUUGCAUGUGGACCAAGCCAGUGGUGGUUCGUAAACCGUUUUUGUGCCUUAAUGCAUUUCAGCCAGUUUUGGCUUAGCUAUUAAUUGUUUUCCGCUAUUAAUUAAAAAACCAGUGCCUUUUAAUGGCACUUUGCUAGAUGGAAAUGGGGCUAGCGGUGCCUGAGUUUGGGCUAACACGGCUCCCUUCCUACAACGUCUUAGUCAGCAUCUUUCCUGCAAAAGGCCCUUGCCUGGAAAUCUGGGAAAGCUCCUGCCUUUGGAAGAGCAGAUGUUGCACAGCUGGAUGGAUUAAUUUGGUUAAGGGGAACUUCAGACAGUUCCUUCUAAUGUUCUGAUGCUUUGGGGAGACCCUUGUUCUCCCACUGGAUUUUUGUGUAAGGCUCGAAGAAUACUAAGAAAAUAAUACCAGCCCUGUCCUGAAUUUAGGGAAUCUAGUUCUAACGCUGUGGCCCGUUUCCAGUCGAAAUUCUCACGACAGGAACGUUAGCUCGUUUUGGAGUGGCCUGGACUUCUUCCCCUUGGUGAACGGAAGAGCAUUUGAGAGAACGUUUUUAUUGUUGGAAAUGACUUGUUGUCAUGAAAUAAUAAACAGCUAAUCAUGAAGUACACAGGGGAACUUUCUGGACCGCAAGCUGUAAAAAUUAUUUUGGGGGCUGGUCAGAUAAAUUCUGUACUGCUGAUUGGAAGGUGAGGUCAUUGUUGAUACUGAUCUAAUCAGAGGCCUAAUCAUAGCAUUUACGUCCUUAACCGCUAAGGUAGCUGGUGAAAAUAUUGACUGAGAAGAUCCUAGCCAAAUCAGUCCAAAGCUUGGAUGGAGUCUCACAACUUGUUUCUCUUUAUGAAGACCCGCCGGGCAGCGAUAUUUUAUAGCUUUGUGUCAAGAGUCCUGCCUCACCAGAGAUGUUCCUUGACCUGAGGCCCUUCAAAAUCAUUGGGACUCCCUCUCCCAUCAUCCCUUGCCAGCAUGGCAGUUGAGGCUGAUGGAGCCUAUAGCCCAACACCUCUGGAGGAGGACACAACACUGGCAUUUUAUUUAUUUGCGGGGCUUACGUGCUGCUGAGUUGACAGUCUAGUCCAUUGCUUCUCAACCUCAUGCCGGCUGGGGAAUUCUGGGACUUGAAAUCCACGCAUCUUAAAGUUGCUAAGGUUGAGAAGCACUGGUCUAGACAGCCAUUUCAGAACCUGGCAAAUUGGAAAUCUGUAAGUAAAAAAAUUCUUGGAAUUUCUACUUGUCUUAAAAGCCUGGGGAAACUAAAAACUAGACAUAUUUGGGACCAGUCAAAGGAAAUCCAAUUUGGGAUCCCUCUGCCUUGGCCAAAGCUUCUUAAAAUGUGCAGACGCUGUGCUCACUCCCCCCCCCGACAAAUUUUGGUCUCUUGGUAGGCAGAGGGGCCCAAGCAACCUUCCAGAUCAGUUAUUCUUUCUCGUUCCAUGGAUCUCAGCCAACUUAUCUUCCUGCAAUUUGGCCUUCUCCAACCCGACAGUCAUUGGAUCUGCCCCCUAUUGGCUUGUGUGUGGGACUGGAGAAGCUUCUGGGGGACCACGUGGGGCCAUGAGAAAUGUUAGGAUAGGCUUAACUCCCAUUCAAAGUAGUUUUUUCUUCAUUUGAUGCAGGGCAACCAGUGAAGUGGCCUGAGUGAGGUUCUGCAAUUUUUAAGCCUCAACAGACCAGAGUAUAGUAGGGCGAUAGAAAUUGGAUUUUUGCUCCAGGUUUUUUCAGAUUUUUUGGGGGGUAAUUCAGAGAAGGGCACUAACCCUCCUUGAAAGCAACAGUACCAUUUCUGAUCUUUCACACAUUAAUCUUCCAAAAUACUUAAAAAAAAAAAAAAAAACGGCAAAAGGAAUGGCCUGCAUAUGGAGGAAUUGCCGUUUUUUUUUUUUUAAACAAAAUGGUUUGUUCCUCAUCUUUCUGCCAAGACUGUCAGAUGUGGACCUUCAUGCUGAGGAAUGGUGUGUGGUACUUUGAAUUGCAACCCAAGACACACACGUACACACACAUGCGCACAUAUAUCCCAUCAAUUCUUGAAACGUGGACCAAGUUGAGAAUUUUGGGACAACCAUGUCAUCAACUACAUAGCAUUGGGGCUGAAAAAUGUUCUCAUGAUCUUGGUUUGCUCUUCAUUGCUUUUGGAUGUUGCCAGUUUGGUCAGGAGAAUUCAGGGUUCCUCUUGUUCAUAUCUCCUCUCCUCAAACUGAUGACUACAGUUUUUAUAACCCUAUGCAAUAUGGCAUGAAUGAGGGUUAUUGGAGGUGAAGUCCAGCAUGCCUGAAGAGCUUGGUACGGGAAGGCUUUCCUUUGCUUUAGGAAGUGGCACACUGGCUCUUGUGCCCAUUGUGAGAUGUUAGUUAGCUGUUUGUUGGUCUCGCUUCUGAAGACCUGAGUCCUGCUUUGCUUGGAAUUGCAGGGCUCUGCUUGGUCCUAGGACACUGCUCUCUGUGCUCAACAGCUGCCUUUUGAGCAUUUUCUUGCCCUUCUCUGUUGGGCCUUGAGUUUGACGUGCAACUAUUUCCACACACAGCGUAAAAUGAAAGCGUCUGUGUGGGGGCUGGACAGAAUGGUGCUCCCUUAUCAAGGAACACCUUUUUUUACAGCAAAUUCUGUGCGUAGGAAAAGCACCUCCUGUGGUGGCUUGGGUUGCAUCCUGUCAUGCUAGAAGAACUCAAGAAGUUGUGAGCUGACUUGGGCUUAGCACGUAGAUUGCCUUGGACCCCUAACCCGCUCUUUGCAAAGACUCACACCCAACCUGUGUGGCAUCCCCCCCUUCUCCACACCUGGGGAGGCUAUGGAGUUGGGCCCUCCUGCUUCCCCCCUUCCCCCCAGCUUCUACGUGGAUGGAAGUAUUGUAAGAUGAAGGUGCCUCUUGGGUAGAUCUGCCUUCAACAUGAGUGUCUGAAGCUAACAAUAAACUUUCCUUCAUGUUGGACUAAGCUGAGCUUUGCUUACGUGCUUUUACAGGCCACUAAGACAGGUUGGCACCCAGCCACCUGGUCAGGUUAGUUUUUCAUGGGACGCUAUGGCCCCCUUUCCAGAUGCUCCUCUGCCUUGCAAGAAGAAAGAGGUAGACGUGGUAGAAGGAGGCUAUUAACGUCGUUCCCAUCAGUUCAGAGUCAGUGCAUCUCUCCUAGCACUGGCUGGCCUUUUAAGAGAAGGAUGGUUUGGGUCGGUGCUGACGCCAGAUGAAGCACCCAGGACACUGGCCCAUUUGUAGCUUUGAACCCCCUUCUAAAAUGCAUGACAAAUUCUUAACAAACAAAAGGCCCGACCUUUUCACCAGCCUCCCCUGGCCUGAUAGUUGCGGGCAGGAAGGUGCCUGGGCACCUUUCCAGUUUGUUUUACACCCUAGAGUCCCCCAUUCCCUUGCGGGGGAGGGGGCUAGGGUGGAAUCAGUCUCCAGAUAAGAACAGUUGCUUCCUACAUGCAGGAAGGACUGUCUUGUGGCAGAUUGCUGGGCCUGAAAAAGGAUCAGUGGUGCUUCCAGGUGUGUUGCAUGUGUCGUGUGGUGUCCUGUACAACUGGUGUUGUGGUCGGACCAUGCGAACAGCAACUCUGAGGGUGUUGGUUCAGAGAUCAGGACAAUUGUGAACUUGUGGGUGGGAUUUAGGAGAAUUUAGGCUAAGCUGGAAGCGGGAGCCAAGGAGGAUGCAUUCUCCCACUCGCUGCUCUUCAGGCCAGUGGCUGAAGAUGCCAGGGACAGUUGAAGGCACCACUCGCUGACUGUAGGCCUGGUCCAAACACAGGUUGGACCGAUUCACGCAAGUCCUGGGUAUGAAGGACUCCUAGGGUUGCUGGUAGCGGAACUGCCUCUGAAGGCCCUCUGCUGGGAGACGGCUGGGCUUCCUGGUGCAGUUGGUUGGUCACUGGGAGAGCGGGCUGCUGAAUGGGAUGGUCCAAGGGUCUGAUUUCCGCAUGGCUGAAGAACCAAGGGUCAAAGUUGUUGGGGUCUGUUGCGGAUGGGGUGUGGACUCUUCUCUAAAUGGGGAGGAGCGGAUGCUCCUCUCCUAGCGAAAUGCAACUGCCCAGGCGGAUUUCUAAGGCUGUUUUGGCCUGCGGAGGGGAUCUUCGAUAGCUCUAGUCUGCAACUCCUUGAAGCAGACAUGCCUUUUCUGAGGGUCGCAGGGCUGGCCUCCCCCCAGACUACGUACAGCUUAUUUCUUCUUUGAGACGCAAUUUUGUCUCGGCAUUCCCGGCUUCUUCCAGCAUCAUUUCAGGUCUGGGAAUCUCAUGAUUCCAGGAUCCUGAAUGCUGUUGGGUGCCCAGAUUCAUUUUUUAUCUGAAAUUUGCUUUAGGGCAGCAACUUACCUGCAUCCUCCAGAAUCUCCUGCAUUUGCAUGAAAAGCAUGUGGCGGCUAAGCCUUCCUGGCGGUGUGUCAAAAUGUCGUCCUUCUUCUCCCCCUGCCCUUGGUGCAGCGGUGGCCAAAUAGAAGCAACACUGCCAUAAAAGAGCUUGCACGUAGGGGAAAAUGCUUUGACAGCAAGCAUCCGUUGGCAGUUUGGGGUGUGUCUGGAGGUCCUGUGAAUGUCGUCUUCAGGCAAGAGACUGGGUUUGGUGCCUCUAAUCUUUUGCUGUUCCCUUUCUACAGGCUAUGGCGAACUCAACGGGAACAUUGGCGAGAGAGAGCCCUUCCUGAAAUCUCCCAGUGCCGGUGACUUGUCUGGCCCCAUUUCCGCGGUUCCCAAUGGCAGCCAGCCCCCCGGGGAGCCCAGCGUCGCUCUCAAACAGGCGGUGAAGGGCGGCAUGUUUGCUGGACUGAAGGCCAAGAGCUUCAGCCUGAAAAGCGGCCUGGACCGAAAGAGUGAGCGGUGCUACGAGAGCAAGGCAAGAGAGAGCCCGUCCUGGGACAAAGCUGAGAUGCACUCGGUCCCCAACGGCCUGGUCGCCAGCACCUCGGAGUACAUCGCUAACGGUUGCGUCAGCAAAGGGGCAGACAACGACGGGAGCGGGUCGGAGAGCGGCUAUACCACUCCUAAGAAGCGGAAGGGUCGGCGCAACAGCGCCAAGGGCUGCGAGAACCUGAACUUGGUGCAGGAGAAGAUCGCGCAGUGUGGCCCUCCGGUCCCAGCCGUCAUGGUUCCAGCACUGAAGCUGGAGCCGGAAGCCUUCAAGCCCGAUGGCGGGGAUCCGAAGGUGGGGGCUCGACUGGAUGGUCUGAAGCCCGCUUGGAAGUGUGAGGCGGGAGGCUUGGGGGUGGGCCGCGGGAAGCCAGGAGUUGGGGACGUGCUUCGGAAGAACUCUGAUGCCAAAGUUGGGGUGGCCAGCAAAAAGUUUGAGGAGCGUCCCAAGGGGAAGCAUGUGUUGGUGUCCUCCUCGAAAGAGGACUCCUGGACCCUUUUUAAGCCUCCCCCGGUUUUCCCCGUGGAUAACAGCAGUGCAAAGAUCGUUCCCAAGAUCAGUUACGCGAGCAAAGUGAAAGAGAACCUCAACAAGGCUGCGCAGAACUCUGCUCCUUCUCUGUCCUCCUCCUCGUCCUCCUCGUCCUCUUCGUCCUCCUUGUGUUCAUCUUCUGCAGUGGAGGUCCAGGUCCAGGCCUCCAACCGUCUCUCCCAGGUCCCCAUGUCUGCAAUGAAAUCUGUUACAUCAGCAAACUUUUCCAACGGGCCCGUCUUGGCAGGGGCUGAUCGUGGUGUGUGUCCAGCUGGGGUCCAGUCCCUGCUUGUGCCAGCUGCUAGUACUGUUCUUUCGGCUUCUUCCAAAUUGGUAUCCCAGGACGCCGGUCCCUCUCCAGUGGCCGUGGACCAGCAGAAGUCAAGUCUUUUCAUCUACCCCUCAAAUAUGCACGGUCUGUUUAACGUGGCAGCCCAGGCCGAGUCUCCAUUCCUGGCAACUCAGCAAAACCUGGGUGACAUCUUCCAGAACCAGUGGGGGUUAUCAUUUAUCAACGAACCCAGUGCAGGCCCGGAGACUACCACCAGGAAGCCAGCGGACAGUAAGCUGGCGGAGGUGACCUUUCAGGGGCCCUGCCCCGGCACGUUGGUUUCUCAGGGGGCUGAGACGCCUUCCUCGGGCCCUGACCAGCCUGCAUUCCCCAAGGCUUACGAGCUGGCCAAACGGACUAGUCCCCAGCUCUUGAGCGGUCUCUUAAAGCUGGGGGCUGCUGGGGAGGAGAGCGAUUUGCUGUUAGAGCCCCACCUGCCGGGUGGCCUGCACCAGGCCGAGCUCAGCGGCCCGGGGGCGUUUGUGUUUCUCGCCAAGGACUGUAACGUAGACAGUCGCCUGUCUUCUCCCACGAACACUUUGUUAGUCUCCACCAAAGAGCAGAGGCACCUGAGCGGUCUAGGAAGGAAAGAGAGCUGGGGGGAGUUUGACCUGAGGGCGGCUGUUCUAUAUCACAUUCAAGAAAUGGAAUCAAUUUGUAAUUUGCAAAAACGAGACCCCAAGCGGAUAGUCACUUACGCCGAAGCCCUGGACACUCCCAGCACCUGAGAACAGCCGAAGGUCUCUCCCGGGCCCAUGGUGAGCCCCCGUGUGCUGUCCCCGGAGGGGCUGCUCGGCAGCUCUGGCAAUCUGAAUCUGAAUCGCAGGAUCAUAUCUUCAAGCGUGUGUCCGUGGGUACACCUCUACACGCCUGCGUAACACAGUAUAUAUACUGGGCAUGAUGAAACUUCAUACCAAGUUGGCAGAGACUCCCAUGCGAUUAUUUAAACUCCAGUUCCAAACGGUCGGUUCUUUCCCGACUCUCGUUUUUUUCCAUUUUGUUUUCCUUUUCCUUUUUUUCCUCUUAAAAGAAACCAGAUGUGGGUAGAGACUUAGCUUGUCCCGUGGCUCUGGGCGUCGCAAGCAGAAGCGUUUCAGGUUUUUGUCUUUGUGUUUUGGGGGCUUUGCAGUCAUUGGUUACACACCAACCAGGAGGAAACUGGGAAGACUGCCCCUCUUCCGCCCCCCAGCUUUCUUCACCAGGGGGCAGGAGUUAAUCUUGAAUCAUUGUGUCUCCCCACCCUAGCAAAAAGAAAAAAAGUCGAAUUCAAACAGUUGCCAAAAUACUGGGGUUACCCUUUGGGGUGGGGGUGCGGGCCGUGUUUCCACCCUCCAAAACCCUUGACCAUUGUUGUUGGGGUGAGCAAGGUAUUCUUCUUCUAAUUAAGGUAUCCAGGGUUGGGGUAGGAGUGUGUCUGUGUGUGUGUGAGAGCAAGAGGGAGCACGCGCGCACACCAAGAUGGAAGCUCUUUCCAUCACUUUACGCAGAAUCUCCCAGGGUCAAGCAAAAAACUGGAUCCAUUCUGAGUUUUCCCUCCUUCAAGAUGAGGCUGGCAAUUCUUUAGCGUUGAUUCUUCACUGCAGAGCUGAAGCAUCUCUUUUUGCUAACGGUAUGCAUUGCAUGUGUGAGUGCGUGGACUCCCCACUGCACGUGGCAACUUUUAUGGAAGUUAAUUUAACCAAGGAAAACAACGUCCAAGUGCAUCCGACUUUGCUCUCGCUCUUCCCUCCCCCCCCGCCCCGAGCCCACUUUCUCACCCUGGUGGUAAGUCCAGACCCCGAGGGUCUCCUGGAGGAUGGGCUGUGUGCUUUCAUUUGAGCUCGUCUGUUUUUCUUAUCAGUUAUCUUUCCUCACAAAAGCAGUACGGAGAAGGUAGAGUGGUUUGCACUGAAAACGUUUUAAAGAAUUCCUUUUGAUUAAGUCUAUGUUUGGCGGAGCAGGCAGGGUCAGGGAUGGGCUUUGGCGCAUCCACAGCUGCAGCCGGGUGUGGCAUUUGGAGGAGGGGGUCUUCGAUCUGACGCAGUCGCCCCCAGACAAGACCAGAUGCCCUGCUAGGGGAAGGCAGGGCUUGUGCAUUCUGAGUUGUGCUGCAUGCUUUCACAGACAAUCCCCAGAGCUGGCUGGGCACUACAAGAAAUUGUUUUUUGGGGGGAGGGGAAAUCAUUUUGAUCCCAUGAAAUUCUUUUCACGGGGUCUUGAUCUCUCAAGGGGAGAAGUUCUGCCGCUGUUUUAGACUGUCUCUCUCGGUGCACAUGAUGCACGUCCUUCAGCAUUUCCACCUUUAAUGCUUCUAUUAAAAUGGCUCCUGAGAUUCUUUUUCCUCCUCUUAGAAGUGAUGCUUUUAUUUUGCUAUGAUUUACUGGUUAUCUCAUUGCUUCUACCCCGUCCCCCCGUCCCCGCAAGAAUCAGUUGGGUCGUUGAUCCUCCUGUGGUUUUAUUUGGGCAUCAUGGUGGACACAACUCUCUCCCCCCUCCCCCCCAAACACUUUAUAGCUCUAUUUUUCUGUGUCCCAAAUUAUGUGUUGUUAUCCUGUAAUAUCUUCAUGGAGGGAGUUGAUCUGUUCCUUCUUAAUUAUGAACAAAAUAUUCUCCCCCACCCCUAUAAACUCCCCUUGUUUUAAGCCUCCCUCUGUUUCGAAAGUUCUCACAAAAUUCUCUGACAGCUAAUUAAACAGAAACACUUCCUUAACCCUCCCUCUUUGUUUAAUUUUGUGUUAAUUGGGGGGGAGGGCAGUUCAGUGGAGCUGUGAAUGACGUAGCACAUGAAAAUAAUGUAUAGAGGUAUAUAUAAAUAUAUAUUUUCUUUUU